Messenger RNA from Eufriesea mexicana, 1603 nucleotides. It is a transcript of the gene Kat60, whose product is annotated as katanin p60. Gene Ontology annotation, molecular function: ATP hydrolysis activity; ATP binding; microtubule severing ATPase activity. The transcript is spliced from 11 exons. Lineage: Eukaryota; Metazoa; Arthropoda; Insecta; Hymenoptera; Apidae. The coding region runs from base 83 to 1603 and encodes 506 amino acids. Gene Ontology annotation, cellular component: microtubule cytoskeleton. The record is from RefSeq and is a predicted model, not a curated record. Gene Ontology annotation, biological process: microtubule severing.
AAACUACUAAGUUAUAAAGUACUUUUUAUUUUAAUUGCUUAUUCAAUUUGAUACUUCAAUAUCUUCUCGAUAUUUAAGAAUUAUGGCAGUUUCGAUCAAUGAAAUUUGUGAAAAUACUAAAUUGGCUCGUGAAAUGGCUUUAACUGGAAACUAUGAUACGUCUGGAGUUUAUUACCAAGGUGUUGUUCAACAAAUUCAUCGAUUACUUGCAAGCAUUGUAGAUGCCACACGAAAAGCUAAAUGGCAACUUGUACAACAUCAAAUUGUUGAAGAAUUUGAAAAAGUAAAAGCAACAUCAAAUACUUUACAGCUUUUUAAAGUUGAUACACAUGGAGAAAGAUUAUUAGGUACUUCAUGCUUAUCAUUUGAGGAACCUACAAGAGAUCCAACUUUAUGGACCUAUAAUAAUUCAGACAAUCCAUGGAAUCAAACACCAGCAAGAGAUCCAGAUGUAUGGCCCCCGUUAACACCUGCAGAGCAGAAAAAUAUUAGACCAUUAAAAAAUCAAUCGAAACAAUCGAAUCGAACGAGUAUACGAAAAUCCGUAACUACUGGGAAAAGAUCAGAUGCUAAAGGAGUUGUUAAAAAAGAUGAUAGAAAGGCAUCAAGGAAAGAUGAUUUGAACAAAGAUAAAUUGGAAACUGAAAAGGUAGAUGUAGAAGUAGAAGAACGCAAAUUUGAACCAUCUGGAAAUGAUAGAGAUUUGGUCGAUUUAUUAGAAAGAGAUAUUGUUCAAAAAAAUCCAAAUAUACAUUGGGAUGAUAUUGCUGAUUUACACGAAGCAAAACGAUUAUUAGAAGAAGCUGUUGUUCUUCCAAUGUGGAUGCCAGAUUUCUUUAAAGGAAUUCGUCGUCCUUGGAAAGGUGUCCUUAUGGUUGGUCCACCAGGAACUGGGAAAACAAUGUUAGCAAAAGCAGUAGCUACUGAAUGUGGAACAACAUUUUUUAAUGUAUCAUCUUCUACACUAACUUCAAAAUACAGAGGAGAAUCAGAAAAACUUGUCCGUCUCCUUUUUGAAAUGGCCAGAUUUUAUGCACCUAGUACAAUUUUCAUUGAUGAAAUUGAUUCCCUAUGCUCUAGAAGAGGGUCUGAAUCUGAACAUGAAGCUUCACGACGAGUAAAAUCUGAACUAUUGGUUCAAAUGGAUGGUAUAAGUUCUAAUAGUGAAGAUCCAAGUAAAGUUGUAAUGGUAUUAGCAGCAACAAACUUUCCAUGGGACAUUGAUGAAGCUCUUCGGAGACGAUUAGAGAAACGUAUUUAUAUUCCAUUACCAAAUCAUGAAGGUAGAGAAGCAUUAUUAAAAAUUAACUUACGUGAAGUAAAAGUAGACUCAUCUGUAAAUUUAGCAGAUAUUGCAAGAAAAUUAGAAGGUUACUCUGGAGCAGAUAUUACAAACGUUUGCAGAGAUGCAUCUAUGAUGUCCAUGCGGAAGAAAAUUGCAGGCUUGAAACCUGACCAAAUUAGACAAUUACCAAAAGAAGAACUAGAUUUACCUGUAUCUGCCACAGAUUUUGAUGAAGCUGUUGAAAGAUGUAAUAAGAGUGUUUCUCAAGAAGAUUUAGAAAAAUAUGAAAAAUGGAUGAGUGAAUUUGGUUCAUCCUGA